AUGGGACUGGACACAGGAGCCGGCCCUGUCAAUUAUAGCGUGCUCACGGCUCCCGGCCCAGUUUGGAAGCCAAUUCGAAAAAUGAUGAAUGCAAUGUUUAGUCCUCGCAACUUGAACCUGAUGAUGCCAGUUUACAACAAACAUUCUCGCUAUCUCAUCAACAGACUGUCCACUGAGGUGGGCAAUGGACCGACUAAAGUCAACAUGAUGGAGUAUAUAAAUGACGCCGCAUUCAUGAUAAUCAACGAUUUCGUAUUCGGACACGAUAACAACAUUGAUGUUCAUUCUGAAGAAUUUAAAGCAUUGGUAAAAACUGAGGAGAGAAUUACAAUACUCUUUAUGAACCGUUUUAUCAAGCCCUGGUUAAGGUGGCAACCUCUAUUUGAAUUGUUUAACAAGAAAGAGAUAACUACAAUUAACAAAUUUUUAAGUACAUUUUUAGAAAAACAAUUGAAGGACUCUCAGAAGCAUCACGAGCUGAAACUAAAUACGUCAACGGUCAUAAAAAAUGAUAAUGACGACAAAAAUAGCAACGAUGGAUUCUUAAGUCUUCUAGACGUGUAUAGACCCUUCCAGGAAAGGAAUCCUCUGUUUACAGAAGCUGACAUGAGGGCAGAAAUUUGUAUUUUGUACGCAACGGACAAGCUGUAUGAAGAGAUCACCUCAGUUGUUGGUCCUGAUGAUGACGUCACCACAGAUGAUAUCCGUCAGAUGAUCUACCUUGACCAAUGCUUCCAGGAGGCCCUUCGUAGAGACACCUUAGUCCCUUUAAUCAUAAGGAAAACCUCCGAAGAAAUCAAACUGAGUAUGUUUUGUGCCAGUUGA
This is a messenger RNA of Macrosteles quadrilineatus (aster leafhopper), 825 nucleotides long. RefSeq lists its product as uncharacterized. The coding region runs from base 1 to 825 and encodes 274 amino acids. Gene Ontology annotation, molecular function: iron ion binding; monooxygenase activity; heme binding. The record is from RefSeq and is a predicted model, not a curated record. NCBI's taxonomy places the organism in Eukaryota, Metazoa, Arthropoda, Insecta, Hemiptera, Cicadellidae. The transcript is spliced from 6 exons.